UCAGAGUAUUGGCGAUGCGGAUUUUGAGUUUGACAUGCAGCUCCUCCGCUUGUGAGAGGAAUUUUAGUGUUUUUCAGCAGAUUCACACAAAGAAACGCAACAGGCUGCUUCAUAAUAAAAUGAGAGACCUUGUUUUUAUCAAGUUCAACUCCAAACUCAAACAGAAGAGAAAGAUGAAAAACAGGGACCCGAUUGUGGACCACACAUUUGUAGAUGUUGUAGAAGAUGAAGAUAAUGAGUGGAUCACAGGUAUUGUGCCUCAUGAACCUGGUGAAGUUGUAGAAGUUGCAGCAUCAACAUCACAAGGAGCAGUUGGUGCAUCAAAAAGAAAGAGAGCGUCCCAAUCUCGCCCUCGGAAGAAGAAAAAACUGCUCCCUGUUUUUCGUGAAGAUGAGUUGGAGUCAGCUAGUUCUUCUUCUGAAUCGGAAGAUGAUACCAUGCAUUCACCAUCUGGUUCAUCAAAUGAGAGUGAUUCUGAAUAAUUUCCAAGUUGUCGUUGUAUUGUAUUGUUUACUUGUUGGCUUGUUGCCUUGUUGGCUAGUUCAUCUUUAAACUGAUAUGUUGUACUAUUGUCGUCCUAUGGCAGUUGUUGUUGCCCUUCUAGUUUUUUGGACAAGUAAUUUCGCAUGUGUCGCUAUGGACUGUUGUAUUGUUAUGUUCUCCAUCUAGUUCAUCAUAAAACUACUAUGUUGUAUUGUUAUUGUUGUUCAUCUUAAUUAGUUAUGCAUGUAU
Molecule: messenger RNA, 732 nt
Organism: Triticum aestivum (bread wheat)
Lineage: Eukaryota; Viridiplantae; Streptophyta; Magnoliopsida; Poales; Poaceae
Exons: 2
Coding region: 15-482 (155 amino acids)
Molecular function (GO): protein dimerization activity
Source: RefSeq, a predicted model, not a curated record